Molecule: messenger RNA, 4109 nt
Organism: Electrophorus electricus (electric eel)
Lineage: Eukaryota; Metazoa; Chordata; Actinopteri; Gymnotiformes; Gymnotidae
Gene: znf385b
Product: zinc finger protein 385B
Cellular component (GO): nucleus
Molecular function (GO): nucleic acid binding; zinc ion binding
Source: RefSeq, a predicted model, not a curated record
AGACUCCGAAAAUUCUCGCGAUCUGCUUUGCGCUCUGAUAAUGACGCCAUCCAUCACCCGCGCCUCGGCGGGAUUUUGGAUCGGCUGUGGGCUACCGAGAGAUCUGAUUUACACCACUCUGCUUCUCCAACAGCCAGACGUGCUCCUCCACGGAAAGUGCACGCGCUCCAAGUUUUCGCGAGCUCGCCUGGGGCCGGAGGGUCGCGGGAGCAGCGCCAGCGCUCUACGGAAGACGGGUGCAUUCAUUUGAAUGGGUGUAAGCUUUUACCAACGUCGCCACAGAAAGUGAGACGAAGGGUGGAGUUCCGUGUGGGUGGUUCUGUUGAGAGCCUGUGUUUAAAUUUUAAAAUAGACCUUUAGUGCAUGUCCGGCACCGUAGCGUGCAAUUAGAGCGCGCACCGUGGAAGUGUCUAGCCACAACUUAUACCGUAAACAUCCCGUCAGGGGCCAAACGCGCUAGACUUCAUCUUGGCAAAACAGUGGUUUUAGUUGGAUGGGAACAGGCGAUUUAACUUUAAAACGCAUGUUAAUUGCUGUCUGUGGAUUAGCGCACAGAUUUUACAUGAGCUGGCGUUCGGCUUUUCAUUAGUCUACUGUUUACUGCUUGCCUCCCUCCCAAACCCUCCGCCCUUCCGUUCAACCCCCGCCCCGGUCUGAUGGACACGUCAAAUGAAAACGUGCGCGCAGUCCACGUUUAUCUCGUCACUCCGCACCCAAAAGCACGAGUUUGCGCAGACCUCUGAGCGGCUCUGUGCACCAUGUUUCCUUUAUUAAAAUGCUUUUUCUCUGCAUUCGGUGCCAGAUGUACAAUCAUACAAUUGGGGAAAAAAGAUGGCAAAUGCGUAUGUUCAAAGAUUUCACGUGUAAGAAGCAAACGUUUUGAAUGCAUUCAAGAUCAAUAAUUCAAAUAAGAGACAACUGAGGGAGUGACUGCUUCCGCGAUCGAAUAGAGGCGCCGAAAAUAGGGCACCCAGUACAGUAGCCUGCGUGCGCACAGGUAGCGCUGCCCCUCCAGGCCCGCUCGCGAGCAUGCGUGCAGCUUUCCGAGGCUAAGCAGCGCGCUGCACAUCGCUGGAAAGCAUUCCGAGAGCAAACCUUCGCGCACCGUCCGACCUGCUGCGCACAACACCAAGCACUUCAACUUUACUGGACGCGGACCCUUCUGGAGGCAUGAAGACUCCUCUGAGCCCUGCUCAGCUGAUGGAGGACGACCCCCCCGCGUGUUACCCCCCACCGGCCUGCGCAGAGCUGGAGGAGGUGGCGGGCGGCCCGGGCGACGCAUGCGGGCCUAGGAGGCUCCUCUACUCCCUGUGCGAGGUCUGCAACAUCCAGCUGAACUCGGCUGCCCAGGCCCAGAUCCACUACAACGGGAAGUCCCACCUGCGGCGCGUGAAGCAGCUCAACCACGCGGAGGGCUCGCCGGCUGGCGCGGGCGUCCCUCCUCCACCGCACGCUCUCGGCGGUAGUACAGGAAGUUCCGGUCAUAACACCUCACUCCCUUCGUUAGUGCGUACCCCUCCACUGAUGAUGCAGUCCAGCCUGGACAUGAAGCCCUUCAUGCCAUUUCCAGUGGACAGCUCCACGCCUGUUGGCCUCUUCGCCAAUUUCAGCACGAUGGAUCCCGUCCAGAAAGCAGUUAUCAACCACACAUUUGGAGUCUCCAUCCCUCCGAAGAAAAAACAAGUUAUUUCAUGCAACAUCUGUCAGCUUCGCUUUAAUUCAGAUAGCCAGGCGGAGGCACACUACAAAGGGAGCAAACACGCCAAGAAGCUCAAAGCCCAGGAGACCACCAAACCAAGAGGUGGCCCCGCCCUCGAUGCCACUGCACAGCCAAUCAGCACUGUCCCCGCCCCCUCCGGCACGGUCACUGACAGCAGCUCUGACCAGUCAGAGAAAAGCGUAGAACCUUCUGCCGCCCUCAGUGCCUCGGCUCCCCCGCGACCCUUCACCUCCGCCACAGCCGCUCCUCCCAACCCUCCUCCCAUGUCCGUCCUCUCCAACCCUCCGCUCGCGUCGUCCGGUCAGCCUGUGGAGGCGGCUGGUCAGGCUCCAUCGCUGAGGAGUGCCCCCAAACCAGCUGGCCGGGCCGAACCCGGCCAGGAGUCCGAGGAGGAGAAAGCCAAGAAGCUUCUCUACUGCUCUCUAUGCAAAGUUGCUGUCAACUCCCUCUCACAGCUGGAGGCUCACAACACAGGUUCAAAGCACAAAACGAUGCUGGAGGCCAGGAAUGGGGCGGGGCCUAUUAAGGCGUACCCCAGGCCUGGGUCGAAACUCAAAAUGCAGGCCAACAUCCUGAAAGGCUCGGGCUUACAGAACAAGACGUUCCACUGCGAAAUCUGUGACGUGCACGUCAACUCCGAGAUCCAACUCAAACAGCACAUCUCUAGCCGGAGGCACAAGGACCGGGUAGCAGGCAAACCCCUGAAGCCCAAGUACAGCCCUUACAACAAGCAACACCGCGGCUCCAUCUCCCUGGCUAAGCUAGCCUUUCAGAAGGACCUGAUGAAGCCCAUCUCACCCAGCUUUCUCUCCACACCCUUCUCCCCUACCACGAUGCCCUCCAUCUCGCUACAUCCACGCCCCAACGCUUCCAUCUUCCAGACUGCCACGCUGCCUGCCUCUUUCCUCCGGGCGGCGCCAGGACCCAUUCGCCCCUCCACCGGCUCGAUCCUUUUUGCCCCUUACUGAGACCCCACACCGGCCUGGGGCGGGCGGGAGAAGCACCUGGGUGACCAUGUCGGACGGCCCCACCCCUGAGCACACAGGCCUCGGAGCCGCACCCAGUGCCGCAUGCCCCGCCCACCGGCAGAGAUGAUGCCCAAUCGGCUGUCAGAACUACACGGCCAUUAAAAUAAUAAUUUUUUAAAAAAUCAAAGAAGAAAACGAAACAGAAACUUCUUUUCCUCAAAGUUCCAAGCUCUUAGGAGCUGCUGGAGGGCGUGUGGAUUCCCGCAGAAGGAAAGAUUUAAAAAAAAUGUUUGAACUGCUUCCUGAUUGACUUGAAUGAUCAUGGUCUUCCUAUUCAUCUGAACCGACAGUUCCACAUACGCACGCACACACAUGCUGUAAUGGAAAUGACGCUGAAAAACAAUCGAAAAAUCCUCAAUUCAUCGGGGAGUAUGUGUUGAGUCCGUGGCUCGAUGUCGUCAGGGAGUCCAUGAUGCGGUUUUGGCCAACGUGCUGUCCUGUGUUGUGUAGUCGGUGGACUUACCCACACCUGCUUUCCACUUCCCUUCCACAACUGUUCUCUUGGUUUCUGCGCUGAUGUCGUAACUAUAGUUUCCUUCCCAUGGCUCCCAAAGAAAUUUCAUCCUUAACUGCUCAGUUCAUAUUAAACUUGGUCCAUGUUAAAUCUGGUUCAUCCGCGCAAACACAGAAAAGAUGCGCACACGUUAAGGUUGUCAGCUGUCCCGUUUCCAUUUUUAACAAAAAAUGAAUUGGAUCCGUUUUCUCAUAUUGGAACCUUCCGGACAGCCACAGGUCUUUCAUCUCUGUGAUACCUUCAUUUUGUACUGAGGCUGCACUAAUCUGCAGUUCUUUGGCCAUGCAAUAAUGUACAGUGUGUUCAAUAUUGAAUUCCCCGUAGUGUAUUUAAUGUUUACCUAAGAUGUUGCAAUACUAAUUGUACUUUAUGGUGUGGAGGAGAUGCUAAGACACAUAGACACAUUUAUUUGUAUUUUUAGAUCAAAGAAAGAGAAAUUACCAUUCACAGAUAAUUCUUUAUUUCAUAGAUCAUCAUAUGUAUGAGAGUAUGUACAUAAAGAUAUUUCAUUUUCAAUAAAAUAAUAUAUUUAAAUGAUUUUCUUCCAAAACUUAUAUUGUACAGUACUUUUUCGUGAACAGAAGAUCCAUAUUAAAAUUUUCUUUAUGCUUUCUAAUAGGACAGACCUAAGGAUGUAUUAACAUAAAAAACAUGCUAGAUGAAAAGAAAUUUCCUGUCCAAAAUGUACAGUAUUUAUUUUGAGAAACAUUUUUAAUGAUGCAGUCGAUCCAGAUGCAUUUCAUCUUAUUAUUUCGAUACAGAUUUAUUUAUUUGUUGGUUUUUAAUAUGUGGUGGAUGUUGGUCUGUUAUUCCUUUGUGUUUCUUUUAUUAAACCCCCAGUCUUGAA